GAGAGGAACUCCGCGGAGAGAUAGGAUAAUCUUGUUCCCUUUGUUCAGACCUCCUGUAUCCAAAGCAGAAGAUGGCCUGGGGUCUACUUUUGCACUGUGCAGCCCUCCUAGUUGCCCUUGGCAGAGCUUUGAAGAGUGAUCGAUGUGGUGAAAACAUAAAAAUUUUAGAGCCUGGAUAUCUCACCUCUCCUGGCUAUCCUAAUAGUUAUCAUCCAAGUCAAAAAUGUGAAUGGUUGAUUCAGGCUCCUCAACCUCACCAGAGGAUUAUGAUCAACUUCAACCCACACUUUGAUUUAGAGGACAGAGAAUGCAAGUACGAUUAUGUUGAAGUGAUUGAUGGAGACAGUGCAAAUGGGCGAGUGUGGGGAAAGUUUUGUGGCAAAAUUGCCCCCCCACCUGUGAUAUCUACAGGACCAUACCUCUUAAUCAAGUUUGUCUCUGAUUAUGAAACUCAUGGAGCAGGCUUCUCCAUUCGCUAUGAAAUUUUUAAAAGAGGACCAGAAUGCUCCAGAAAUUUCACAUCUAUGACUGGAAUGAUCAAAUCACCAGGAUUCCCUGAAAAAUAUCCCAACAGCCUUGAAUGUACUUACAUUAUCUUUGCACCAAAGAUGUCAGAGAUUAUCCUGGAAUUUGAAAGCUUUGAACUGGAACCAGAUACAAAUCCACCCGGAGGUGCAUUCUGCCGUUACGAUCGUUUGGAAGUCUGGGAGGGUUUCCCAGAAGUUGGUCCUCACAUUGGGCGAUAUUGUGGACAAAACACACCUGGUCGUGUACUGUCAUCAACUGGCAUUCUCUCCAUGGUUUUCUAUACCGACAGUGCAAUAGCAAAAGAAGGCUUCUCUGCAAACUACACUGUGGUCCACAACAAUGUUCCAGAAGAUUUCCAAUGCAUGGAACCACUUGGCAUGGAAUCUGGUGAAAUUCAUUCUGACCAGAUUACUGCCUCUUCCCAAUAUAACCCCCAGUGGUCAUCUGAAAGGUCCCGUUUAAAUUAUCCUGAGAAUGGAUGGACGCCUGAAAUUGAUUCUACUAGAGAAUGGAUACAGGUAGACAUAGGCGUUCUCCGCUUUGUAUCUGCCAUUGGGACUCAAGGAGCAAUCUCAAAAGAAACAAAAAAAAUGUAUUUUCUGAAAAUAUAUCGAGUAGAUAUUAGUUCCAAUGGAGAAGAUUGGAUAUCCAUUAAAGAUGGAAAUAAUAAACCUUUGUUAUUCAUGGGGAACACCAACCCAACUGACAUUGCUUAUAGAUCUCUUCCCAAGCCAGUUCUCACACGUUUUGUUCGAAUCAAGCCUGUAAACUGGGAAACUGGGAUAUCACUGAGAUUGGAAAUUUAUGGCUGUAAAAUUACCGAUUAUCCUUGCUCUGGCAUGCUAGGUAUGGUGUCUGGACUCAUCGCUGACUCUCAGAUUACAGCAUCAAAUGAACUGGAUCGGAAUUGGGUGCCAGAAAACGUCCGUCUUAUAACAAGCCGUAUAGGAUGGGCAUUGCCACCCCCAGAUGGUCAUACAUACACAAAAGAAUGGCUUCAAAUAGACCUUGGUGAAGAAAAGAUAAUUCGGGGCAUAAUAGUCCAGGGAGGUAAACACAGAGAAAACAAGGUCUUCAUGAGAAAAUUUAAAAUUGAAUAUAGCUACAAUGGAUCAGACUGGAAAUGGAUUAUGGAUGCCAGUAAAAAGAAAGCCAAGAUUUUUGAAGGCAACACCAACUAUGAUACUCCUGAACUUCGCACUUUUGACCCCUUGACAACCAGAUUCAUCCGUGUUUAUCCAGAAAGAGCCACCCAUGCUGGAUUGGGACUAAGGUUGGAACUGCUGGGCUGUGAAAUUGAAGUCCCUACUUCAGUCCCAACCAUUGCUGAUACCAUUCCUGUAGAUGAGUGUGAUGAUGACCAAGCCAACUGCUACAGUGGAACAGGUGAUGACUUCCAUUUGACAGGGAGUACCACUGCUACGAUCACAGAAAAACCAGUACCAACUGAUACUACAGUUCAGCCAGAACUUCCAGCAUAUGGUUUCAACUGUGGAUUUGGCUACAGUUCUCAAAAGACGAUCUGUCGCUGGGAACAUGAUGCCCAGUUGGAUUUGAGAUGGGCAGUCCUUACCAGCAAAACAGGGCCCAUUCAGGACCACACAGGAGAUGGCAAUUUUAUUUAUUCCCAAGCUGAUGAAAACCAGAAAGGCAAAAUUGUCCGCCUCAUCAGCCCUAUCAUCAAUCUGCAAAAUUAUGCCCUUUGCAUGACUUUCUGGUAUCAUAUAUCGGGCCCUCACGUCGGCACACUAAGAAUCAAACUGCGGUACCAGAUACCUAAAGAAUACGAUCGGGUCUUAUGGACACCAAAUGGAAAUCAGGGAAACUGCUGGAAGGAAGGCCGGGUUUUUCUCCACAAAUCUGUGAAACAUUAUCAGGUAAUGGUGGAAGGAGAAAUUGGAAAGGGAAAUGGAGGAAUUGCAGUUGAUGAUAUUAACUUUGACAGCCACAUAACACAGGAAGAAUGCCGAAAAUCAAAUGCUGCAGGGAAUGAAGUAGUUGAAGUAGAACCAGAUAUUAAUCAAACAGGAUUUACUCCUGAUUACCGUGAAAAUGGGGAGCCUUAUAAUGACAACAUUUCCAGAAAGCCAGGCAAUGUGCUGAAAACACUUGACCCCAUUCUCAUCACCAUCAUCGCUAUGAGUGCCCUGGGUGUGCUGCUUGGUGCCAUCUGUGGGGUUAUUCUGUACUGCGCCUGUUGGCACAAUGGGAUGUCCGAUAGAAACUUAUCUGCACUGGAGAACUACAAUUUUGAACUUGUGGAUGGGGUUAAAUUAAAAAAGGAUAAACUGAACACACAGAAUACUUAUUCAGAAGCAUGA
Molecule: messenger RNA, 2849 nt
Organism: Protobothrops mucrosquamatus (brown spotted pit viper)
Lineage: Eukaryota; Metazoa; Chordata; Lepidosauria; Squamata; Viperidae
Gene: NRP1
Product: neuropilin 1
Exons: 17
Coding region: 72-2849 (925 amino acids)
Biological process (GO): vascular endothelial growth factor signaling pathway; axon guidance; angiogenesis
Cellular component (GO): membrane
Molecular function (GO): semaphorin receptor activity; vascular endothelial growth factor receptor activity
Source: RefSeq, a predicted model, not a curated record